CCAGACCCCAAAUUUCCAAUUCCUCCACUCUACUCGUUUUUUUUUUUCUUUUUAAAAUUAAAUUAUUUUUCAAUCCACUUCUAUGACAUGCUUGAUUGCCUCUGCAACGGAUUUAUUUUAUUUUAUUUUGAAACUUAAACUAAGAAAAUAUAACCCAAAUGAUUUAGCCAUGUCAGUGCAGUCGGAAUAAUUCAGUCAUUAAUCUUCGUCAUUUAUUUGUGGAAAAGAAUCAACUAUCAAGAUAUCCAACGCCAUAAAGGAGGUCUCAUCAUAAAAAAUCCAACCCAUUUGCUGUAGAGGGUUAUGAGCUACUUCAUUAAAUUAAAAGGCAACAAUACAGGGAAACCUCGCACAAAGAAAUAAGAAUUCUUCCCACCUUCUCUUUCUUUCCCUCCCUCACAAAGGCACCAAACCACAACUUCCCACUAACUGCAUCUUCAUUUCGGACAUGGAAAGCUUGAGUUUCUUCGCUGGAGUAAUAGGUAACAUCAUCUCAGUGCUGGUGUUUCUAGCUCCCAUUGGAACGUUUUGGCGAAUAGUAAAGCACCGAUCGACCCAGGACUUUGAGAGCCUUCCCUACGUUUGCACUUUGUUGAACUCAUCCUUGUGGACUUACUAUGGAAUUAUCAAGCCCGGGGAAAUACUUGUAGCUACUGUUAAUGGUUUUGGUGUGGUUGUUGAAGCUGCCUAUGUUACCUUAUUCCUCAUAUACGCACCGGCAAAAAUGAGGGCCAAAACCGUCGCUCUGGUCAGCCUCUUGGAUGUGGGGUUUCUAGCUGCAGCAAUUCUAGUGACUCGCUUGGCAUUGCAAGGAGAUACGCGGAUUGAUGCACUAGGGUUCAUAUGUUCCGGCCUCAACAUUGUAAUGUACGGCUCGCCUCUAGCUGCCAUGACUUUCAUCCUCCUCUUCAUUCCAACAAGGCAGGUUACUGUGCAGUGGGACACUUCAACUUGGUGUAAGGAUGGUUGUAGGGAUUUGGAAGUGGCUCUUGGUAUAUGCCAGGAGAUAACCUAUCCAGAUUUGUGUGGUCCGCAAUCUAUAGUAAUAGAAUAGUGUUUUCGGACGUGGAGGGAGGGCGGCCACAUGCCAUUAAUGUACUUUAAUACAGUAGUUGCAUAGGGAAAUGAGGGAGAGAGGGGGUUGAAGCCAAAGUUACAUCUGCUCACUUGCAAUGGAUGGCCUUUUGUCAAUCCAAAACCCUCAGCAUGCAUCUUACCUUUGAUUCAAAAUAAAUUUCUUUAUUUACUCA
Messenger RNA from Vitis vinifera (wine grape), 1250 nucleotides. RefSeq names its product bidirectional sugar transporter SWEET17. The record is from RefSeq and is a predicted model, not a curated record. Gene Ontology annotation, molecular function: sugar transmembrane transporter activity. Lineage: Eukaryota; Viridiplantae; Streptophyta; Magnoliopsida; Vitales; Vitaceae. Gene Ontology annotation, biological process: carbohydrate transport. Bases 449 to 1054 code for a protein of 201 amino acids. The transcript has 5 exons. Gene Ontology annotation, cellular component: membrane.